UACUGACCGACUCAUGCCUCCUUCGGGUCCCAACACCGAAUCUAGGAGUCCACUCUCGCCCUACUCAUAAUGGAUCGUUUCUCAAACCCGACCCUUUCUGCGGCUGCUCCUGGUGGCGAGUGCCUGGUAGGGGGCCUUCUCUCGCUCCCUGCGUAUCCCGGCACCGCCUUUCGUUUCCGUCUUUCGGGUCUGGUAAGUGAGUGUGCAACUAUGUUGAUUCGUCGGCUUCAACGAUUAGGAACACGAGUGGUCUCAGAGUUGAGACGAGGGCAAGCUUCAUCUUUUCCUAGACGUACCUAUCUGUUGACACACUAUAAGGAAACACCGCAAACACAUUGUUGGGAAUAUGUGGUGUCUUAUGGAUUGUAUCUUCAAAAGAAACGCUCAUUUUCAACAUCCACUGAAGAUUGUAAUCCUGGCAAUCAACAGGAGAAAAAAAUGAUUUCAGUGACAUUUGUAAACAAAGAUGGAGAAGAGAAAGAAGUGAAGGUUCCUGUUGGAAUGUCCAUUUUGGAAGCUGCUCAUGCUAAUGACAUAGAACUCGAAGGAGCAUGUGAAGGCUCACUUGCCUGUUCUACGUGCCAUGUGAUCGUAAUGGAUAUGGAGUUCUACAACAAAUUAGAUGAACCUGUUGACGAGGAAAAUGACAUGUUGGACCUGGCAUUUGGCCUUACUGAGACAUCAAGGCUUGGUUGUCAAAUCAUAGCAAAACCUGAACUGGAUGGAAUUCGCCUAGCAUUACCAUCGGCCACCAGAAACUUUGCUGUUGAUGGAUAUGUGCCUAAACCACAUUGAAGGUUGGCACCUUCGAGACCCUCAGUAAGAUGCAGGGGAUUAUGUGAUAUGGAGUUGAUGGAGAUAUAUCUAACUACAGAGGAUACAAUUGUUCCCCGCUGUUGAUGGUUUAUCCGAGUGUAAAGUAUGUGAUAAACUCCGGUUCAUAAAGUUCUAGCCUCCAGUGCUAUUGCUCCUGUUAAAUUGAUCACCUUUGCUUGUAUCAGUUGAAAUUUUUGAGCACGGAAUAAUUUAUAGACCUUUCCUUCUUUUUAAA
Molecule: messenger RNA, 1051 nt
Organism: Nymphaea colorata (pocket water lily)
Lineage: Eukaryota; Viridiplantae; Streptophyta; Magnoliopsida; Nymphaeales; Nymphaeaceae
Product: adrenodoxin-like protein 2, mitochondrial
Exons: 9
Coding region: 70-795 (241 amino acids)
Biological process (GO): P450-containing electron transport chain
Cellular component (GO): mitochondrion
Molecular function (GO): 2 iron, 2 sulfur cluster binding
Source: RefSeq, a predicted model, not a curated record